This is a messenger RNA of Diaporthe batatas, 4597 nucleotides long. RefSeq lists its product as uncharacterized. Bases 1182 to 3548 code for a protein of 788 amino acids. Gene Ontology annotation, biological process: negative regulation of transcription by RNA polymerase II; positive regulation of transcription by RNA polymerase II. Gene Ontology annotation, cellular component: transcription regulator complex; nucleus. The record is from RefSeq and is a predicted model, not a curated record. NCBI's taxonomy places the organism in Eukaryota, Fungi, Ascomycota, Sordariomycetes, Diaporthales, Diaporthaceae. The transcript has 6 exons.
UCCGUUCCAACAUAGUGGUUGAUUCUUUUCUCUUCUCUUCUCUCCCUCUCACUCCUGCCCUUUUCCUUUGGCCUCCGGGAUAUUAUCUCACCCAAUCCUGUUGCUCUCUGUGCUGUUUCCAUGUGCCAGGGUUCUCCAACACAGACAACAAGAACGAACCUGUGCCAUAAGACUUGGGGCAGCAGCCUGACCAGGACUCUUCCUCGGCCUAUCUGUACCCACCCCCGCCAGCCGCAUAUUCGAUUGGGCGAUCGUCGGCCGUCCGCCCACAGGCUCUGCGGUCAGCCUGCCAGGCCCGCCCCAUCUCAUCGCCUUUUUCGGGAGCACCCCCCCCCCUCCCCCAAAUCUUUCGUGCCCCGUCCCUCCUUUGCCCGUGGUCCCCUGGCAGCUCUGCUGUCUCCCCAGUCCCAGUCGGUCCCAGUCCAGCCCAGUCCCGUCCCAGACACGUCGAUCCGCUGCACCAGCCUCGACCGUCGACAGACAACCUGCACCUGAACCCGACCUGCACUGCACCUUGGGAAUCCCACCACCCCCCCGACUGCUGUCACCUCUGCUGCCCACCGCCGCCCGCCCACUCUCCCACUUCACGACCGGCUUCAAAACAGCCUUGCUUGUGCGUGCUGUCGUGUCGCUCGGCCAGCGCUGCCUCUCGCCCCAGUCCCCCACCCGCUGAACCGGCCCGGGCAAUUGCAAAUCACACACUCUGGCUGCAGCACGGCUCUCCUGUUAAUCCCCUGGGCCUUACUCUCUCAACCUGGUCCCAACGUCUGUCAGCCACCCGCCGUCCGUUUGAUUCCCGCCGUGCCUUAAUCAUCCGCCCUUCCUUGUUCGGUUUGGACCCAGCCCUGCCAACCCGCAUCCCGUCCUCGUUCGAUAUAAUCCACGGCGAUCACUCACUCCUCGCGCCGCCGACCUCUGCUUCGCCAUUGUGCCGACGAUCCUCCGCGACCGCAUCCCACUGCCCCCGUCGCAUCGACGCGACCCGCCACACGCCCCCCCCCGACCGUCCGCCAUUGGUGUCCGUGUUGGUGACUGCGCCUGCUGCGACAAAAAAAAAGUCGGCCCCGGUCCAUCAAUCGCCAGCUCUGUCUUCCCCUUUCCCUCUUGCAAGAGCCAGCGCAUGCGACUCUGAGAGCUCAGGAUAGGCACAGCGUCAAUACCCACGCCGCGGAGGGUCGAAGAUGAUGGCAAGCAUGCAGGUGCCGCAGAACUUCCCACAUCCUGGUGGCAUGCAGCACCCCGGUGUCCCUCCCGGCCAUCACAUGGCUCCGGGUAUGGCUCAUAAUCCAAGCCAGCCCGGCUCCCAGCCCGGAAUUCCACACCACCUCGCCCAGCAGAUGGCCGUAUCCGGCGCUGGCGGUCAGGUCAACCCAGCCCUCAUGGGCGCCGGAAUGCCUCCCGGUGCAAACGCCCACGCUAUGCAGCAUUUAAACCCAAACGUGCAGCACAUGUUCCCCCAGCAGCCAGUCACCCAGAUGAACUAUGCAGCACAACAGCACAUGCAACAACAGCGCCUCCAGGCAAUCCAGCAGCAGCAGCAGAGACAGAUGAUGGCACAACAGAUGUACGGUGGGGCCCUCCCAACAGGCAUGAUAAUUCCGAACAUCAAUCCUGCACAUAUGGCACAGUACCAAGCGAUGCAGCAGAGGCAGAUGGCUGCUCGUCAGCAGCAGGCGCCAAACCAACAACAACAACAGGCCCUCCUCGCCGCGCAACAGCAGCACUUAAUACAGGCACAACAUCAGCAGCAACAGGCGGCGAACCAGCAGAUGACCCAGGGGCAACACCCCAAUCAGCCCGGCCAGAUCAACCCCCAGAUCAAUAUUGCCCAACUCCAGGCUAUGCAAGCUCACCACGCCCAGCAGGCCCAGCAACAACAACAGGCCCAGCAGCAGCAGCAGGCCCAGCAGCAACAACAGGCCCAGCAGCAGGCCCAGCAGCAGCAGCAGGCCCAGCAGGCCCAGCAGCAGGCCCAGCAACAGGCCCAGCAGCAGCAGCAACAGGCCCAGCAGCAAGCCUCCCAUCAGACUCCUCCCCAGCAGCAGCAGCAACAACAGCAGCCGCAGCCGCAUCAGCAGCAGCAGCAGCAGCAACAGCCGCAACCUCAACCUGGCCCGCCGCAGCCCACACCUCAGCAGCAGAUCGGCCAGGGCGGACCCGCGCAAGCCAACGGCCCUCAGCCAAACCAGGGCCAGCCACAGGGUCCAAACCAGGCACAGCCGACCCAGCAGCAGCAACAGCCGACCCAGCCGACCCAGCAACAGCCUCAGGCGCAGGCCCAAUCAAACCAGCCGCAGGCCGCCCAACUAGUCGCGCAACAUCAGGCUAAUAUGAUGGCUGCUCAGGCUCAGGCUCAGGCGUCGAAGCGCGAGGGCAUGAAAGGACAUUGUUUGCUUCGGCUGAUGAAUUUCCAAGAGCACCUCAGUGGCUAUUCAUCUCAAGCCAAAGACAAGGAUAUUGCACACUGGCAGGAAUUUGUGCACCGCUUCUUUUCUCCUAGGGGUAUAUACCGGACAAAUGUUCGCAAUAAAGCCGACACGGAGGCUUCGGGGGACAAGCAGGUUGAGAUGAACUUCCCGGCCAUCCCGCACUACUUCCAGGCCAGCGGUGCGUCCAAGAUAGAACUGCAGCUCGGCCAAGGCACGACAGACAAGCCAUUGCCGGGUGACUGCCAUUUCAUCGAGAACAGCAACGCCAGUGUCACAAUGUGGUUCGAGACAUCACAUGUCGUUCACCUUGGCAACCUCCGUCUUCAGUUUGACGCCGAACAGAAAAUCGACUUGUUUGAAUUUGUUUCGACAGAUCACGAUGAGUACGUCUCGAGGACUGUGGUCGUCGAUGGCGCGAAGCCCAACCAUCAGUGGAUCAAGGAAUGGCGCACGGUCAACUCGGAAAGCUCACAAGCCUCGCCUGAAAUGAGCAAGAAGAGCAAGCCCCGGCCGAAGAAGAGCCCUCAGAAUCCACCCCCAGACCUCGACAUCCCCCAUUCCGCCGUCAAGCACGGUGUAGGAAUCACGGAGCAGCAAUUUCAAUUCCUAGAGAUUGUCGAGGUCAUGGGGACAAUGAACCCCCUGUUCCAAGCUGCCCAUCAGCAUCCGACCAUGGGUGCGUACCAGGUCUUGGACGAUUAUGUUUCAAACCAGAUCCCUCAGGCUGGUGCACCAGCCAUGAACGGCCAGGUCAUGCCAAAUGGUCCGCGCACUCCAAGCUUCGGCCAGUUCCCGAUGGGCGCGAGCCCUCACGCCGCCCAUCUCCAGCUUCCAGGCUCACCCCACGUCGGCAGUCCCGCCGCAGGAGCAAUGCAGGCGCCCGCCAUGGCAAUGCAACACAGCCAGCAGGGGAGCAGCUCGAACGCUAGCGCUACUACAUCACCAGCCGGCCAGAAAAGAAGACGCCCCUCUGCUGUGAAGGUCGAGGAAGACGCCUCCGGGAACGCGCCUACGCCAUCAGCUGCUGGUGGCGUUCCUCAGGUCAAUGGAGUUACCGGCAAUAAGACGAAGCCUCCAACGCCCCGGAUGCAGAAGCGAAUGAAGGGCAAUCCAGCAUAAAGCUGCCGGAUGGCCCAUCACGAGUGGCCUAAAUCAAGGUAGAACGGGUGACAGGCUUCAGGGUUCCUGCGCAUCCUCUUCCGCCGGCGUUUGGAUCCUUACCAAGCAUGGUGGCGGCUUUUUCAGUUUCAUGACCGGCGUUCAAUAAUACCACGUCUUUUACUUAAUCAGCGGUAUUCUCCGCCAGGACCCGGUUCGAAGCACCCAUAGGAAACGGCAAAGCUGAUAGAUCACGCGCUGGACCAGUCAACCAAAGCUUCGACUCGAGUGUUGGGAUAGUCUCAGAUGACUUAUCCAAUAAGCAUCGCGGCGCUUACAAUCUAGCUCUAGCAUCAUGCAACGACUCGGAGCCUCGCAAAGAGCGAGCGAAGGCUAACGCGGACCUAGAAAGGUUGAGACUUUCCUACCUCCCUCCAAUCCGGCGGCAGGAAGCCCAUGCAACCCGCCGAGACGCACCAAGAGGGCCCGAGUGUGAGCCAUGAUGGUUGUGAUGAGCUUUGCUGUCAUAAUCUGGGAAACGAACUGAAACGCAAGGGCGCCAAUGCAACUGGAAUGAUAAUGAAAGACCGGGUGUUCAUCGAGAGAGCCCCAGCACGCCGCAACUUGUACGAUUACCUCUGGGGGGGUUUACUGCUUUCGUGGCGUUUAUCGGUGUCAUAUAACCCCAAUUGCUUGUUUGCGGUGCAUACUCAUCAACAGGAGAAAAUAAUCUGUGUUUUAUUCUGACUUUUUGGACAGCUAGUCCCGUUUUUGACCGGGUGAUGAAGAAAGAGAGGGGCCUGAGAUGAGCAGCAGGCGGAGACCACUAGGUCUCCCGAAAAGCAAGUCACGGUCGCUGGUGUUAACGGAAAUCCUGGGUAGGCUAUUGGGAUCCGUGGGGUAUCUUUUUCGUUUUCAUACCUGGGUUGCUCUCUACUUGUUCACGGCUCGGCGUCGGUAUUGGGUUGUUGGUAGCAAAUGAUGUCCUAAGUAAAGUAGUAGCUACUGGACGAGGCUCGUUCUCAUCAGAGCCAUGGAAAGAAACGCAAUCAUACCCGUUAAAAUAACAA